AUGUCGUAUGCCUACCUCUUCAAGUACAUCAUCAUCGGAGAUACCAGGGUUGGAAAAUCAUGUCUUCUUCUGCAAUUCACUGACAAGAGGUUUCAGUCGGUGCAUGACUUGACCAUUGGUGUUGAAUUUGGAGCCAGAAUGGUCACCAUCGACAACAAACCUAUAAAGCUUCAAAUUUGGGACACGGCUGGUCAAGAAUCAUUCAGGUCUAUCACAAGGUCAUACUACAGAGGGGCUGCAGGGGUUGGAAAAUCAUGUCUUCUUCUGCAAUUCACUGACAAGAGGUUUCAGCCGGUGCAUGACUUGACCAUUGGUGUUGAAUUUGGAGCCAGAAUGGUCACCAUCGACAACAAACCUAUAAAGCUUCAAAUUUGGGACACGGCUGGUCAAGAAUCAUUCAGGUCUAUCACAAGGUCAUACUACAGAGGGGCUGCAGGUGCACUGCUGGUUUAUGAUAUCACUAGGAGGGAGACAUUUAAUCACCUUGCUAGCUGGUUAGAAGAUGUCAGACAGCAUGCAAAUGCAAACAUGACUAUUAUGCUCAUAGGCAACAAGAGUGAUCUUGGUCACAGAAGGGCUGUAAGCACAGAGGAAGGUGAGCAGUUUGCCCAGGAACAUGGCCUAAUAUUCAUGGAAGCCUCUGCAAAAACUGCUCAGAAUGUUGAGGAGGCAUUUAUAAGCACUGCUGCAACAAUCUAUAAGAAGAUUCAGGACGGAGUUUUUGAUGUAUCAAAUGAGUCUUAUGGGAUUAAAGUCGGAUACGGUGGCAUUCCAGGGCCAUCAGGAGGAAGAGAUGGUGUUGUUUCUCAAGGAGGUGGUUGUUGCGCUUGA
Ilex paraguariensis (yerba mate) is the source of this 831-nucleotide messenger RNA. NCBI's taxonomy places the organism in Eukaryota, Viridiplantae, Streptophyta, Magnoliopsida, Aquifoliales, Aquifoliaceae. The record is from the annotation of a GenBank genome assembly.